This is a messenger RNA of Parnassius apollo (apollo), 1587 nucleotides long. NCBI's taxonomy places the organism in Eukaryota, Metazoa, Arthropoda, Insecta, Lepidoptera, Papilionidae. The record is from the annotation of a GenBank genome assembly.
AUGGUAAUGGACAACCGAAUAAUUGAAGAAAAUAAAAAUGAGCAAAAUUCACCAAUCUUCGUUACAAAUUUUGAAAAUGGAGAUAUUGUUAAUUAUGCACUUGUUAUAAUUAAGGGGAUCAUAACAUCAGGUGACUGUAGCAAUAACAUUAAAUUAAAGUGCACAAUAAGAUUCAAUGAACCUCAAAAAGUAUCUCAGUGGGAAGUUUACAACAGAGAAUUCAAGAUAUUAUUAGAGUUAAGAAGAGGAGAAAAUAUUAUUGAUUUAGAGUAUGCAGAACAAUAUCAUAAAACAUUAGUCCUUGAAUAUGCACCAAGAAAAACAAAUCUGAGAGUGACUCCGAUGUAUAUUAUUUGUCAAGGUCAUGAUGGCUGCUUCCAAAGUCCACCUGACGUAGACAGUUCUAUAGAGAGUGCAUGCUCGCGAAUAGCUGUCGGCUCCAAGUUAAUUCAAAGCAUAACUGCUGAAAAACUAUAUGAAAGUGGUGUUGGGCGAAAAACGUUUCAACUAGAACAUGAAGUUAAUCCUAAAAAGCCUGAAUGUAUAGUGUUCAGAAGUAAUUUAAAUGUAAACAAAGCGAGAAAAAUGAAACAAGGAGAACUAUGGACCCAUUUCGGUAGAGAAAUAAUGCUCUCCGAUUUAGGCAGUAAUGAACGAAAAUAUCUAGGGUUUAUAUCCUGUACAAGAUAUAAAGGCACUGAUAUUGACAAACCAAUGACACACGAUGAAAUAAUUUCAUUAACAGAAGCAUAUGCGGCUCUAGGCGGAGGCGGUUUAGCCCUAUUUGGAACAGCUUGUUUGUAUACAUGGCCUACAUGUGUGGAAGAAAUCGUUCCAAAAUUUUUAGAUUGUUCCCCUGUUAACACACGUAGGUUUAUGGAUGAUAGUGGAUACCGAAACACAUUAGGAGGAUGUUUUGCUACCACAUUAGGCUCUGUUUUUCAUGAACUAGGUCAUACAUUCGAUCUUGGGCAUACCAAAGAUGGCAUAAUGGGAAGAGGCUUUGAUAAUAUUGACCGGGUGUUCUUAGUAGGAGACAAAAGAUCUUCUUUAACGAAAGACAAUAUGAAUAAUUUGAAUGGUAAGCCAGUACAGCAUUCAACAGUUUCGCUGCAACGUAACAUUAGCGUUACGAUGAACGUAGCAGAACCGCUACGUGUUUUAGGACCAAGAAGUAAGACUACAUUAGGAAACUUUGCUUCAAUGUCUAAAUCAGAUAUAGUAAGAAGAAGCCCGAAUAUUACACCAAUUACAAGACCAUCUAGUGUAUAUUCAAGUGUAACGAAUAGAUUAUCUGAAUCAAGAAAAAAUAUGAAUAGAUCGAACGGCAACGAUUCUGUUUAUUGGAGUCGAAAUUGUGCAGUUCUGUUAUCCUAUCAUAGAUGGUUCAAUAAUGAAUAUGGAAGAGAAAGACAAGCUAUAACUAGGUAUCUCAAAUUCGAUAAAAAUAAAAUGAUGAUUAUCUCUACAGCUGGAAUAAGAAUAGUUGAGGUUAGAGAUGAGUCAAAUGGAAUGGUGUUAGAUUCAUACGAAUUUACGAAUGUAUUACCAGAAAAAAGCAAACAUAAACAUCUUAAAAAACGUUAA